Hippoglossus stenolepis (Pacific halibut) is the source of this 7096-nucleotide messenger RNA. RefSeq names its product inactive phospholipase C-like protein 2. The coding region runs from base 605 to 3931 and encodes 1108 amino acids. The transcript has 7 exons. The record is from RefSeq and is a predicted model, not a curated record. Lineage: Eukaryota; Metazoa; Chordata; Actinopteri; Pleuronectiformes; Pleuronectidae. Gene Ontology annotation, molecular function: phosphatidylinositol-4,5-bisphosphate phospholipase C activity. Gene Ontology annotation, biological process: intracellular signal transduction; lipid metabolic process.
CUCAGAGCGACACACACACACACACACACUCUCGAGUUAGUUCCCUCAAUGGGAACGAGCUUAACGGACAAACCACCGCUUCACUCUCGUGUUUAACCGCCGGGGACCCGCGGGGCUGCAGCUGCUGGAGGCUCCUCCCGUCUUUGUUUGCUCACCGGGGGCCAACGACACCGGACUUUCGAGUCGGUGCUGUCGGGGACUAACUUUCACCCAGCUAGCUAGCGAGGAGGAGGAGGAGGAGGAGGCGAGGGGGUAGCUUAGCAUAGGCAGCUAACUAGCUCGGCUCAUCUCGUCUCGGCUCGGCACGGCAGACACCAAGCGGCGGCGUGUCUCCCCUUCACGCUGCGGCUGCAACAACCCGACAAGGAAGAGCCUCCUGCUCAUGGAGGGAACAAGAUCACCAUGCACGGAGGACGCCCCUCCGCUAACCUGCCGGAGAUGAAGAUGAGCACCGGGACGUGAUGGUCGCAGCAGCGUUUCUAUUGCGAGGCAGGGAAUCUGUGUGAGGCUGCAACACAAGGCUUUUGCUACCCAGCAGCAGCAGCAGCUUGUGUGUGUGUGGUCUGUGUGUGUGUGUGUGUGUGUGUGUGUGAUCGAAGUGCCUAUGGCGGAGUUUGGGGAGGACGGCAGGCUUCCUCCAUUGCAUCUCGGGGGUUCGGCCGUGCCCAGCGACGAGGCAGCUGCUGCCGGGAAGACGCAUUGCGAAGUGUCCAUCCUGAAUGGAGACUGUGGGAUAUCGGACAAUAUGGUCGGUUCACCUGGUGCCAGCCAAGCCGGGGUGGAGACAGCCAACACCUCCGUGGGACCGGCGGAUGCCAAACACGAGAUACCACGCAGGAGCAGCAUUAUCAAGGAUGGUUCAAGACAGCGCAAAGAGAGAAAGAAGACUGUGUCAUUCAGCAGCAUGCCCACCGAGAAGAAAAUAAGCAGCGCAAGUGACUGCAUCAAUGCUAUGGUGGAUGGCUCUGAGCUGAAGAAGGUGCGAUCCAACUCGCGCAUUUACCACCGCUACUUUCUCCUUGAUGCUGACAUGCAGUCUUUGAGAUGGGAGCCCUCGAAGAAGGAAUCAGAAAAGGCCAAAAUUGAUGUGAAAUCCAUCAAGGAGGUCCGCACGGGGAAAAAUACAGACACUUUUAGAACUAAUGGAACCUAUGAUCAGAUAUCAGAGGACUGCGCUUUCUCAGUCAUCUUCGGGGAGAACUACGAGUCCCUGGACUUGGUGGCAAACACAGCAGAUGUAGCCAACAUAUGGGUAACAGGACUGAGGUACCUCAUCUCCUAUGGGAAACACACGUUAAAUAUGAUAGAGAGCAGUCAGAACAACAUGCGCUCGUCGUGGUUAGGGGAGCUUUUUGAUGAGGCCGACCGUAACAACAGCAAACAGAUAACUAUAUGUGCCGCUGUGCAGCUCGUCAAGAAGCUGAACCCGGGACUUAAAAAUGUAAAAAUAGAACUGAAGUUUAAGGAGCUUCACAAAGCGAAGGACAAACCAGGCUCCGACGUGACCAAAGACGAGUUCAUCGAGGUCUUUCAUGAUCUUUGCACCAGACCAGAAAUUUACUUUCUCUUUGUUCAGUUCUCCAGCAACAAAGAAUUUCUGGAUACCAAGGACUUGAUGAUAUUUCUAGAGGCAGAGCAGGGCAUGGCUCAAGUUAGUGAAGACAUCAGCUUAGAGGUGAUUCAGAAAUAUGAACCAUCUAAAGAGGGUCAGCUCAAGGGCUGGCUCUCUCUCGAUGGCUUCACCAACUACGUUAUGUCGCCAGAGUGCCACAUAUUUGACCCGGAACACAAAAUGGUUUGCCAGGACAUGAACCAGCCCUUGUCCCACUAUUACAUCAAUGCAUCCCACAACACGUACCUGAUUGAAGAUCAGUUCAGAGGUCCCUCAGAUGUGACCGGGUAUAUCCGUGCACUCAAGAUGGGCUGCCGCAGUGUAGAGCUGGACGUGUGGGAUGGGCCUGAUAAUGAACCUGUUAUUUACACUGGCCACACGAUGACGUCACAGAUCGUUUUUCGCAGCGUCAUCGACGUCAUCAACAAGUAUUCCUUCGUUGCAUCCGAGUUUCCACUGAUGUUAUGUUUAGAAAACCACUGCUCGUUAAAGCAACAGAGAGUUAUGUUUCAGCACCUGAAGAAGAUCCUCGGAGACAAGAUCAUAUUGGAUCCUCCUAAACCUGAGGACUGUUACCUCCCUUCUCCCUCGGAACUGAAGGGAAAGAUCCUGCUGAAGGGGAAGAAGCUGAGUACGAACUGCACAGCCUCGGAAGGUGAGGUGACCGAUGAGGACGAGGGGGCAGAGAUGUCUCAAAGGAUGAGCAUCGAGUCUGCGGAACAACAGACCAUCGCACUGAAGAAAUUCCAGCUGUCCAAGGACCUCUCUGAUCUGGUGACCUUGUGUAAGUCUGUGGAGUUCAGGGACUUCGCAACGUCCUUCCAGAGUCAGAAGCACUGGGAGCUCUGCUCCUUCAAUGAGGUCUUCGCCAGUCGCCAUGCAAGUGACUUCCCUGGUGACUUUGUCAAUUAUAACAAGAAGUUCCUGGCGAGGGUGUACCCCAGCCCCAUGCGGAUCGACUCCAGCAACAUGAAUCCACAAGACUUCUGGAAGUGCGGUUGCCAAAUUGUAGCAAUGAACUACCAGACUCCAGGCCUGAUGAUGGAUUUAAACAUUGGCUGGUUCCGUCAGAAUGGGAACUGCGGCUAUGUGCUGCGUCCAGCCAUCAUGAGGGAGCAGGUUUCAUAUUUUAGUGCCAACACCAAAGACUCUGUGCCCGGUGUUUCUCCGCAGCUCUUGCACAUCAAGAUCAUCAGUGGACAAAACUUCCCGAAACCCAAAGGCUCAGGUGCCAAAGGAGACGUAGUAGACCCCUACGUGUACGUGGAAAUACAUGGCAUCCCGGCUGACUGUGCUGAACAAAGGACUAAAACAGUCAACCAGAAUGGGGACAACCCUCUCUUCGACGAGAGCUUUGAGUUUCAGAUAAACCUCCCAGAGCUCGCAAUGGUGCGCUUCGUGGUGCUAGAUGACGACUACAUCGGGGAUGAAUUCAUCGGCCAAUACACAAUACCCUUUGAGUGUCUCCAGCCAGGUUUCCGCCAUAUACCGCUACAGUCUCUGACGGGGGAAGUUCUGCCACACACCUUGUUGUUUGUUCAUGUGGCCAUAACUAAUCGAAGAGGAGGCGGUAAACCACACAAGAGGGGACUGUCUGUACGAAAGGCCAAGAGGAGCAGGGAGUAUGCCAGCAUGAGAGUGCUAUUGAUCAAGGCUGCGGAUGAUGUCUUCAAAACAGCCAUCCUGCCACUUAGGGAGGCAACGGACCUCAGAGAGAACAUGCAGAAUGCCAUAGUGUCCUUUAAAGAGCUGUGCGGCCUUUCAGCUGUGGCCAACCUGAAGCAGUGCAUCCUGGCCUUGUCCCCUCGACUGGCUGGACCCGACAUCGCCCCCCUUCUGCUGUUCAACCUCGCUGACCAGUACCCUGAGUUGGAACCACAAGGCCUGCUGCCAGAGGUCCUUAAGAAGGUCGUCACCACCUAUGAAAUGGUGAUCCAAACCAGCCGGGCGCUCCUGGAGACCUACGAGGGGAUAUAUGACCGAAUCCUACAAACGCAAAAAGCAGCGAUGGAAUUCCACGAGAACCUCCACGACUUGGCCACGAAGGAGGGCUUGAAGGGCCGGAAGUUGCACAAGGCGGUGGAGAGCUUCACGUGGAACAUCACCAUCCUGAAGGGCCAGGCAGACUUACUGAAGCACGCCAAGAGUGAAGUCCAGGAGAACCUCAAGCAGAUCCACUAUGCCGUGCUCACCUGUAACCUGAGUAAAGGCGGAGCAGCGGGCGGCUCCACGGGCUCCGAGUCCAGGGGCCGACGUAGCCUUGACGCCAUCGCCGAGAAGGCCACUGUGGAGGAGGAGCUCACUGGUGAGGACAACUAAAGUCCCACAGUCCCCUGACACCCCCGUUCAGACCUAUACGCUGUUCCUGCCUCCUGAGCUCAAAGCCCACAGCUCCCUCCGUCUCUCUGUCUGUGUCUCUAACCUGACUUCAUUACUUUACACUCAUGCGCACUCACUUACUCAGACACACACCAGUGUUUUUCCACAUUCCAUCAAGUACAUUCCUGUAUCCCAAGCACAGCUGUAACCUCUUACAGACUUCUGCCUUGUAAUCAUAAAUAAAAUGCCACCACCACUUCAACCCAACUUCAAAUCUUCAAAAGGUCUGAGGUUGGGUUUUUGGAAAAUUAGUUUUUAGUAUUUAUAACCUAAAAUGUUGCCGCGUUGUACCGAAGCAGGGUUUUCUCUGGGCGUCUGGACUUAGGGGCUUUUUGGACCAUUAUCAUGACUAAAUGUAAAAAAAAAAGCUGAUUGUCAGAAGAUAGCGAGGAAAAAUAAAGCCACCGAUAAAGUGAGUGCUCUGUCCUGAGUGAUCUCAGAUUUGCACCAGAAGAAAAAACCAGACCUCGUGUGAACUGCACUUUCCUCCUCCUCCCAUAGCAGUCUGACAGUGAGCGUUCUUGUUGGUGUCAGUGUCGCUGUGACCACUCAUCAGCUGACUGAGACCCUGUAGCGAGUCGAUUGCUCUCACAUAAUUAUUUUCUCCGACACUUAACAUUUCUCACACUCGAGUCUAUUUGAGCUCGUCGUCUGUGACAGGGCGCAAUUCUUGGCGGUUUCACAGAUUUUCUCCGUGGUUAAUUUUAGUUGCGAAACGCUGAGAACUUGUUUGCACUGAAUUAAUUUCCUCUGUUGCAGCAGAACAUGUUACAGCAAACCUCCAGGAACUCCUGCAGGUUCAACCGGACUAAUGAAACACGUCUUAGACUGAUAAACUCUAGAAGACUCGCUGUAGAUUUGAGUUGUCUGUGUUGCUGUUUCACGCCGUGUUCAGGCAAUAUACCAAUUACCUAUCUUGCCCACGUCUGCACACAAGAUAAAGCAAGAUUAACUCCGUCUAUUUCAUUUCUAUAACCAUAAAACCUUGCAUUUAAAGGAUGGUAAAAACUUUAUGGAUGUCUUAAAGGUGACUCACUAUCAGACGGGUCAAUGUGUCAGACAGGUCACGUGAUCGAGCAGCUGCAGAGCACACAGCUCUACUGUGAAGCAACAAACUAAGUUAGAGAUCUUUUAUGGUAUCAUGAGAAGUCUGGCAGUGGAAACGUUAAAGGUCUCAGUAAGCGCUCCACAGAUCCUGAACCAACUCAAGUACGUUCUUUUAAAAUGAUUUGUUAUUGCACCGGUGUUGUCACAAGUUUAUUACCCAGAGGGAAAAUGUCGGACUCUAAGGUGACAAAUAACCCACAAACUAAAAGAGCAGGAGAGAACUCUCAGCGAAGUGUUUUCCAUUCCUUGGUUUUAGGUUCUGCCUCUAAGUCCUGUAAUAGCAGAGGGAACCCUGUGUGGUGUCUUUCUUUUUAAACAGUGGCUUCACAUCUGACGCUUCCCUAAUGGGCACAAGUCGUGUAAAUGCCAAAUCUUAAGCAUCCAGCAAAAGUAAGUGUCAGACACAAAUCACGCUGAAAACUCAAAUCCAUUCAUCUACAGUCGCAGCACAGUCGGUCGCUGUCCUCCAUUCUUCUUUCUGACCCUGUCACUCAUUUCCUGUUUGAGCUGGGAGGGCAAAGUCAACUACCAGCCACGUGACGGACAAAGACGUGAAACUGCUCAGAGACAGUGCACUUCUACUCUGUGGACAGAGGGGAGGGGGGUGUGGGGGUGCUACACGAGGAGACGAGAAAAGAAAGGGAGCCGUCGGCUUGUUGAAAGAGAUUUUUUUAAAAGCACAAUUUUCUGGAACUAUGAAUGUAACAGGACUGAGGGAGCGACCGGAACCGGAAGGAAACGGAAGAAGUAAACAAAGAAGAAAACGUGAAGAAUGAGAGUUAAGAGUUGUUUACAAUAAUGAACUUGUCCAUGUUCUCGUCUGCCAAAUUAGUAUCAUAUACUAUGUGUACAUAUAUAUAUGAAGUUUCCUGUUACCUUUUUUCUGCAGAGUGCAUCAUUUUAUUAUUGUAUACUUGGAAAUAUAAGAUUUAUUUUAUAAAAGAUAUAUAAACAUGUCUGUGGAGAAACUAAAGUUUUACGUGUGUGUAGAUAUCUGAUAACGAGCGUGGUCACAGAGAAGUGGCCUCGGUCCCGGUGGACACUGAAGGAACUGUACGAGAAUGUAUUCAAACAGCAAAAGUCUCAAAAACCACAACCAGCAGCUGCGUGAGGAGGAACCACGACUGGAAGCUCAGCACAUUCACUCACAUUUCAGCUUUUCAUUUGGAAAUUAGUGUUUGGUUUUUUAGGGGAUGGUCCUAAAGAGCUAAAAGAACAACAUUGGCUUUACGCUCCGGAGGAUUUUGACCAAAUUUCACUGUUACUUUCAGAUGUUUGCAACUCAUAAAAACUGCCAGAAACUCUGUCUGUUCUCUUUUUCAAAUGUAUUCUUCCAGGUACAAUACGUUCCCAACUAAUUCCACUGUAAUUUGGAAAAAACAAACAAAUGAUAAAUCCCGUCUGGCAGGUUUUAAAAAACUCAUUCCCUUGUUUGUUAGUGAUGGUUUUGGUUCGGUCCUCUUCCUGAGCAGAGUGAUUGAAUACAUCGCUCAGGAAAGUAACUCCAUGUCUGAACUGGAGGUCAUGUACAAAAAACUGACUGUGUGGUUUCAUUUCAAAUGUGCAGUUUGUGCUAUUAAUCGUAUAAAAGUUGUUUCCCUGCCCGACGCUCGUGGGAUUUGCUGUUUCAUCUCGUCACUGCUCAACAGAUCAUCCACGUGCAGGUCUGAGGAAACACUGUGCAGCGUUAGCUCGGUGGGAUUCGCUCUCGUCCGCCUGGCAAGUGGAAUGAGUCACUUUGUAAGAAUUUAAACUCAGGUCUUUUGAGGUGGUGGAGAAGGAACCGGUCCUGGUGACACUCGUCUUUAAUCCACAGUUACGCUGUGUUUGAAUUGUGCCUCAUCACUGCUACAUGAAACCUACUGUAUCAUGUGUUAACAUGUCUCUCUCCCCCCCACCCACCCACAUCUACCACAAUGUGGCUUCCAUAGGGCUCCAGUGUGGUUUUCAUUUCACAGCUCAUUACUGUGUCUAUAUUAAACAAUUCAAACUAGAAAA